Lachancea sp. 'fantastica' is the source of this 783-nucleotide messenger RNA. The record is from the annotation of a GenBank genome assembly. Lineage: Eukaryota; Fungi; Ascomycota; Saccharomycetes; Saccharomycetales; Saccharomycetaceae.
AUGCCAGAUGGGAAACCAGCAGCUGCAUUAAGCACUGGUCUAAUGAUCUUUAUGUUUCUGCUGUUUGUUCUCAACUUUGUCUUCAACAUAAACGCACACAUAAGCCUAAAGCCAAAUGCCUUAUUUCAAUUGAAUUUGAACAGCAUUUCCUUGUACCCAUUGGGUCAUGUUUCGUUUGUGCAUCUCUUUAUGAACUCAAUUUCGCUUUACGGCCCAUUGACGGUAUUUGAAAGAAGCCACGGAACCGUUCAUACGGGUGUGAUACUCAACCUUUUGGCAGUUUUCACUGCUAUUCCUUACUGCUUACUAGGUUCCCUGUUUUUUUCAAAGACUGAAGUUAUAGGGAGCAGCGGAUGGUGUUUCUCAUUUUUGGCAUAUUUCAGCUUCAAAGAAUCGAUAAUGCGUCCUCAACAGCGCAUUUUCAAUGACUAUUCGCUACCCACACGUUACAUUCCCGUGGCCGUGUUAGUGCUUGUUACGAUUUUUUUCCCUGCUUCCAGUUUCUGGGGUCACUCCAUUGGGCUGUUGUGGGGGUACGCACUUGGCUCGAAGGAGGUGUAUGCAGCUAAAUUGGUUCCACCAAGCGCACUAAUCCAGAAAAUUGAGGCCAAACUUGACCGUGCAAUUGCAGCCAUUCCCUUGGGGGUUAAGUUUUACAAAGAAGUCGAUGCUAACAGAUCAGAAUCGUACACCUCGCUCCUCGGGGAAGAAAGCGUUCUGCCGCUUCACUCAACUCCACAAAACACGGGGUUCCAAGGUGAAGGACGUCCGCUGGGCUCUUAG